AAUUUAAUGGUUACCUUGUUCAUACAACAGAUUUCUGUUGGGUCGGACUUAACGAAUAAACUAUAAAAUCAAACCAAAUACGAUGGUGAUUUAUGACAGAAAUGUUCUUGUUGUAAGGCAUUUGCCUCAAGAACUGACAAAAGAGGCCAAAAUCGACCUUCUCAAAUUUUUAGGAGCUUCAGAGGUCAAAUGUCUUAGUUCAGAAAAUAAGAAAUCGAGCUUGGUGUUCGCGAAGUUCGACAAAGAAGGACAUGCCGAAGCCGUUCUCAAAAUGCUUCAUCAAAAAGAUUUAUUAGGGCAAUUGAUAUCUGUCGAAUUUGCAAGAGGGAAAGAGGUGGUCGGCGAUGGCCAAACGAUAAAGGAAAGCGAUGGUAUUGAGAAAAACGAUGAGAAAACUAUGCAGAGAAAAUUGUUGGAAAGUUUCCAGACGAAGUUGAAUUCAUGGAUAAACACUGUCGAUUUGACGUUGCCACCUCCUGUUCACCUGAGAUAUUCUUAUCCCCCUCCACAAUUAUACGUUAUGAAGAAUAUUUGCAAAGCGUUAUCCAAGGUGCCAAAGUUUUACACACAAGUUCUUCAUUUAAUGAAUAAAAUGAACCUACCGUGCCCUUUUGUCGAAAACUAUGUUAUUCAAGAUGAUACAAUGGAUCUGAUUGGAAAUGAGAUUCAGCCUGAAAGCUCAGAAGAAUCUGAACUUGAAAGUGAUGGGGAUGACCAAACCGCCAACACUGUCAACAUACAGAAACCAACCAGUCUUCACAAUAAACCGAAAAUCAAACGGCCGAGGAAGUUGAUCACUCCCGUAAUGCCGAAAAAAUCUAAAUUCGAUCCGAAAAUAACACCGGAUCAAGUUUUUGACAUUGUAAGCAUGUCGAAGAAGAACAUCAAACUGCACAUUCCUGCCAAUAUAUCUUCAGGAAAUGAAAAUGAGAUUGGCAAUGUUGAAAUGAAAGAAGAUGAAAAUAAACUCUCUGAAACGGUUGAAACAGAAGUUACAGAUAUUCACAAAGAAACAGAUUUAAAUAGAGUAAUUACCGAAGAAGAACUAGCAAUCAAUCGUGUUCCAGCUAAAGAUUUCCAUCUUCUGCCUGUUUUUAAAAAUUAUCAACCAGGAUUACCGUCGUCUCGGCUAUACUUGAAAAACCUAGCAAAGACUGUUCAAGAGUCAGAUUUGAAUUUUAUUUUUAAAAGAUACGUUACAGACGAUCAAGAAAUACAAGAAAGCCUGUUUGACAUUAAACUAAUGCAAGAAGGAAGAAUGAAAGGGCAAGCUUUCAUCAUGCUACAAAGCACAGCCUUAGCAGAGAAAGCUUUAAAGGAAACAAACGGUUUUAUGCUUAAAGGAAAGCCUAUCGUAGUGCAAUAUGCAAAAUCACAAAAACCAAAAUGAAUUAUUGAACAGAAGAAAACAAAACAUUGAGAGCGUCUAUAGACACAAUGAUUAUACUAUACUGUAUAAUAAUAUUUUAUUAAAUGGAAAUGAAAAACUUUUAUACAUUAAAUGUAUAAAAAUUGCAUUGCAAAAAUUUGAUCGACUCGGUCAUCCCGGUUUGCACAUUUUUGCUGGAUUUAACUGUAAGACACAUUUUGACAUUUUUUAACACUACGUUGUAUCCGUGAAGUAUGAGUCUAAUUUAAAAAAAAAAAAUUCUAUAUUUUAUCCUUGUUCUUGUCUGUUAGAUACCAGGCACCGGUAAAAGCCAAUAUUAAUGGAAUAGCCAUUCUAACAAACCUAACGGGAAGUUUAUGCAUAUACAAUAUGCUACUUAUAGACCACGGAAGUACAGAAAAAAGGAAAGAACCUGAGUAUGAGCUUUAAGCUUCAGAUUGUUGAAAACAACAAACUGUGAGUGAGAUCCAACUUUAAAAAAGAAAAAAGGCUAGUUUUAUUUAAUCGAGAAUAACUAAUGUCCAAAAUGGUUAUAAUUGUCCUCUAAAGAUUCCACAUCCAGAUGAAUUUUUGGUUUAAAAUUUUUGUUGGCUUUCAAAAAUAAUAUUGCAUGUUUUGAAAUGACCUUGUUGAGGCUGAAACUGAAUACAACCACCUGCUAUUUUUAAUAAAUGAAAUUAUAUUUUCAAGCUGUUUUUCUUU
Cimex lectularius (bed bug) is the source of this 2092-nucleotide messenger RNA. RefSeq names its product RNA-binding protein 40. Lineage: Eukaryota; Metazoa; Arthropoda; Insecta; Hemiptera; Cimicidae. Gene Ontology annotation, molecular function: pre-mRNA intronic binding; U12 snRNA binding. The transcript has 7 exons. Gene Ontology annotation, biological process: mRNA splicing, via spliceosome. Gene Ontology annotation, cellular component: U12-type spliceosomal complex. The coding region runs from base 83 to 1390 and encodes 435 amino acids. The record is from RefSeq and is a predicted model, not a curated record.